Lolium perenne is the source of this 2256-nucleotide messenger RNA. RefSeq lists its product as uncharacterized. Gene Ontology annotation, biological process: proteolysis. NCBI's taxonomy places the organism in Eukaryota, Viridiplantae, Streptophyta, Magnoliopsida, Poales, Poaceae. The record is from RefSeq and is a predicted model, not a curated record. Gene Ontology annotation, molecular function: aspartic-type endopeptidase activity; nucleic acid binding; zinc ion binding.
AUGGCGCAACUUCUGCGCCUUAUGAUGGAAGACCGUGAGGCAGCCCGUGCAGAGCGCCAAGCUAACCUUGCUACCCUUCAGCACCUCGCUCAAAUUGCUACCGGAAACGCCAACAACAAUAAUGGCGGGGAUGGUAAUGCAGACCCCCGCUCCAAGCUGAAGGAUUUCCAGAGCACCAAUCCACCUGUCUUCUCCAAGUGCACUGAACCCCUCGAUGCCGAUGACUGGCUUCGCACUAUUGAGAACAACCUGGAAGUUGCCGGAGUUGGCGACAAUGAGAAGGUUUUGUUCGCCACUCAUUAUCUUUCUGGACCUGCCCACGCUUGGUGGGAAAACGUCAAGGCUAUUCAAGCUGAGGGACACGUCAUCAACUGGGAAGAAUUCAAGACCAAGUUCCGCAAGACCCACAUUCCAUCAGGACUGAUUAAGCUCAUGAAGGACAAAUUCAUGAAUCUGAAGCAAGGAAGCAUGACUAGUAUUUUGGUCACUGUUCCGUACCCUAACCUUGAGUCCCUUGUUGAUGCCUCUAUCAUGGUGGAGAGCAAGCACAAGAGUGCGUUUGAGAACCGCAAGCGCAAGGCGAUGAUGCAGCAAGGCAGCUCCAGCAAUCAGCGACCCCGCAGCUUUCCUCCACCAAGGCCGGCGCCCCAGCAGCAGAGGACACCACCCCCUGCACCUCGCCCCAACAACCCCAACCGCAACUUCAACCCUCAGCGUUCUGGAGGAAACAACUACAAUCCCAGCUACAACCGCCCGAACAACAUUGUUCGCCCCGUCACCAACGGAUGCUACACUUGCGGACAGCCGGGUCAUUUCUCCAAGGAGUGUCCCAAUAAGAUGAACACUGCUCAGUGCCCCAAUGCGCCCAAGCCAAAUCAGGGUCAAGCCCGUACUGUCGCCGGAAGGAACCCGAACCAGAAGAGGUCUGCUGGACCAGCUAGGGGACACCUCAACCAUGUCAACGCGGAAGAAGCUCAGGAAGCUCCGGAUAUUGUUCUGGGUACGUUCCCUGUCAACUCAGUCCCCUCGACUGUUUUGUUCGACUCUGGAGCCUCGCAUUCUUUCGUUACCAAGCCCUUUGUGAAAAAGGGAGGCUUAACCCCCACCCCCUUGAAACGACCUAUGCUCGUACAAAUCCCUGGAUCCACUAGCAGAACCCAGAGUUCCUGCAAAGAGGUUCCCAUAGAUAUUCAGGGAAAACGUUUCCACGCAAAUCUGAUAGUGUUGGGUGAGCAAGGGUUGGAAGUUAUUUUAGGGAUGGAUUGGAUGGUGAAGUACAAGGGGCAUAUAGACUGUGCUCGCCGAGCUAUAACCAUGACUGCUGAGGACGGGGAAGUAGUUGAGCACGUGGCGACCAUGCCCUCAUCUAAGGCCUUAUGCAAGAAGAGUGUCGCUAGCCCAGCCCUGCAUGAAGUACCCAUAGUUUGUGAGUACCCUGAUGUCUUUCCAGAUGAGCUACCCGUUGAGUUGAAGAAGCAGUUGGAUGACAUGUUGAAGAAAGGAUUGAUUCGCCCGAGCGCAUCACCCUGGGGAUCUCCUGUUAUCUUUGUGGAUAAGCGGGACGGUACUAUCCGCCUGUGCGUGGAUUACCGAAAACUGAAUGAUGUCACCAUCAAAAACAAAUAUCCCCUCCCGAAGAUUGAAGAUUUAUUCGACCAGAUGAAUGGCGCCCGAGUUUUCUCCAAGAUUGAUCUCCGAACGGGUUAUCAUCAACUCAAGGUUCGAGAGUUAGACAUUCCCAAAACCGCCUUCACCACACGGUAUGGACUUUUUGAAUAUACCGUGAUGUCCUUCGGACUGACCAAUGCCCCUGCCUAUUUCAUGAAUCUCAUGAACAAGGUGUUCAUGAAGUACCUCGACAAGUUCAUCGUGGUUUUCAUCGAUGAUAUUCUGAUCUACUCCAAGAAUGAAGAAGAGCAUGCUGAACAUCUGCGAAUUGUUUUGGGAACUCUCCGCGAACAUCAGCUUUACGCCAAGUUUAGUAAAUGUGAAUUUUGGCUGAAAGAAGUAGGAUUCCUUGGUCAUGUCAUUUCUGCCGGAGGAGUGUCAGUUGACCCGUCCAAAAUUCAGUCCAUCAUGGAGAAGAAAGCCCCUACCAAUCAGACCGAAUUGUUGAAGAAGGAUAAGAAGUUCGAGUGGACCGAUAAGUGUGUGGCAAGUUUUCAGGAACUCAAGAAGCGAUUAGUUACAGCCCCCGUCUUGACCAUGCCCGAUAUCACCAAGGAUUUUGAUGUGUACUGCGAUGCAUCAAAAUAG